AUGAGUGCAUAUUCCAGCUGGGACGGAUUUGGGAAUCAUAUUCCUUGUGGAACCGCCUGUGUACCACCACAAGACUGUGGAGCGUACAGGCCUGACUUGCCCUUCCCCAACCCCGAGACCUUGAAGUGUGAAAGUUGCCCUUCGGAUGGAUGUGAAGAAUGUAACUAUGUCGAAAUCGAUGGGCAAGCGACGACCUUGCAAUGCACGCGAUGCAAAGAAGGCUUUGCACUCGAGAAGGAUGGUCUUUGCACAUAUCUUCUGGACAAGCUUCUUCUGAAGACCUACUUAGUACUUGGUGCCAUUCUUGGAAUCCUCUUGGCCAUUGCAGCAUUGCUCAGCAUCACUUGCAACAAGAACUCAGAAUCGCUGACGAGGGGUUUGGAACACCGUGAGAGAUGCUUGCCUCACGAUGUGGAAACCAAAGCGGCCAUCCCUGACCGGCAUGCAGCACCAGGAUCUGAGAUCUAUUACGCGCGAGCACCUUUGUACCCCUUGAACGUGAAUGUUCAUUCCCGCAACAUCGUGGGAGUCGGCCUGGCCCUUUACUACAACCACUUGAUUUUCGUAGGGGCUGUAGCAUUGAUUGGCUGGUCACUUUUGAGAUUCUCAGAAGGCUUGUUUGGCAUGCAGCAGUGGGAUACCUUGCAAUGUGGCUAUGGUGGUAAUGAAGAAUCCGAGGCCGCGGUAAUCGGCUAUGCCCGGAGGCGCGCCUUGAUUGCGCUCUUCCUGUGGCUGGCGAUUCUGCCCGCCUCCAUCAUCUUUGCGCGAUGGCAGGCAUCCGCCGCGCGCACCUAUGACCGGGUGCACACGCGAAUGGAAGACUAUUGCUUUGGUCUGUCAGGGCUUCCACCGGAUGCCACCAAUCCCGUGGAGCUCCAGAGAUGGAUCGAGGAGAAGUUUGGGCGGCCCAUCGAAGGGGUCUCGAUCUGUUACGAUAUCCGUGGCAAGACCAACUGCUUAGGUUUCAACAAUGGAGAGCUGCGUCAUCUGAUCGUGAAGAAACUCGACGAGCACUUGCAGCAGCAGGAGGAGACUUUCACUGCUGCCUUGGGUGUGCCGGGCAGCCGGCGGCGGACGGUGCGACAUUCCCCAAGCAAGCUGCCUGCCCUCCUAGAGGGCGAGGAGGGCGACGAGACGUCUUUAGAUCCUUCCAGCACUCAGACGUGGUUGUCGGAGAUGAGAUGUAGUGGUGAAGCCUUUGUAGUGAUGAAACAGGAAGCAGAUGUGGAAUCCUUCUUUUCCAGUUGGGACCAGCCAAGGGGCUUGCAACGCACCGGCUCCUUCUUUUCCUUCCACGACGGCUCGCCGGUGCCCAACGCACUCUCGCCGUCGUCUUCCACCAAGAAGACCCGCCGGGACCGCAGCUUCCGCGGCUGCGAGCUGGAGAUCCGCGAGGUCACCAGUGAGCCCACGUCGAUCAUCUGGGAACACAUGGGCACCACCCAUCUCCAACUGGCCGUUCGGAUUGGCAUCGGGCUCAUCGGCUUCCUGCUGGCGAUUGCGGUCUUCUACGGCGGGGUGUAUAUUCCGCUCACCACCUCCGUGGUGCGCUACGCCCAGAAAGCCGGCAAACCGCCGUCGCCCUUUCAGACAUCUGGCUUGGGAAUUGUGGUUGGCGUUGGCAACAACCUCAUUGCGAACCUCUUGUGGCUAGGCGUGCCGUGCAUUGGCUUCAAGCGAAAAGAUCAAGCUGAUAUAGUAACCUUUGCAGCGCGAACCUUGCUCGUUCUGUUGAACACCUUCAGCCUGGUUCUGCUCACCGCGCAAAAGCUCGCGGCAGUGGGGCAACCUGAGAAAAAUAUGUUUGCUACAGCUGGAAGAACGCUUGAAAGAUCUGCGGAGCUAUCGCGAGAAGCCUCUCUUGCAGAUGCAGUCUUGAAAAUGUUCCUCACAGGGACUUUUUCAUCGUGUAUCUUCUCCUUCUGCUUUGUCCCAUUGACUCUUUGGCAGGCCGUGUUUGUGAUCCGCACGGGGUUGAUGGGUUCAUCGAUGUCGGGCCGUGAUUGUGAGAAGAUGCUCCAACCGGAUGAGAUUUGGUUGCCUUGGGACUAUGCUAGUCAUAUUCAGCUGACCUGCUGUGCAUUCUUCCCUCUGGUUCUGGCUGAGCCACCAGGCUCAUGUGCAUCCCGGGUCUUAUGCGCUGCUUUGGUCCUGUGGUGCUGCGUGAUGUAUUGUGCGCAGCGCAUCAUCCAUUUCAGGGCAUCAAAGGAGACCUUCUUCACCACUCCUCGGCUAGAUAAAGCGGUCUUGGCUGGUUGGGCACUGCCCGUCUCGCAGCUUGCGGUGACCUCUGCUGCGUGGGUUUGUAGAGCCUUGAAGUUCGAGCUGAUCGCCUCGAUCCCGAUUUGUGUGGCCACCUUCCUGGCCAGCUGUGCGUUCUAUCUGUUCUUGCUGUCCAAGGCUCUGAACCACCACCACAGCAUUCGUUUCCUCUACGCGACUAGAAGCGAGUCGUACAAAGCAGCACUUGCCAGACUUCGCUAUAGCUACUUCAACACCAAUCCCAUCCAUGUGCUCAUGGCCCAGCACUCGCCAGAAGUUGGCCUGCAGCCGACCACCUGGUAUGAGGCUGGAAAGUCCUACUUGCAAGCAGUUGAUCCCAAGAAGGAUGCUCGAUUGGAAGCCUCUCGGGCCCUUGCAGAACAGGCAGAGGACACUCAAAAGCGUCCAAGAUCCUUUGUGUCCCGCAUGGUCUACAAGGCUCGCGUUUGGUUUACUGGAGCACCGAAGCAUGCAUACCAAGCUCUUGAUGAAACCAUUGAGACCGAGUAG
Messenger RNA from Durusdinium trenchii, 2772 nucleotides. The record is from the annotation of a GenBank genome assembly. NCBI's taxonomy places the organism in Eukaryota, Dinophyceae, Suessiales, Symbiodiniaceae.